CUGGACGAUAACGAGGUGCUGGACGGCGACAACGCCACGUCGACGCCGUACUUCGACUUCAACGUGCCACGUAACGUGACAACGGCCGUGGGGCAGACCGCCUUCCUGCACUGCCGUGUCGAGCAGCUGGGGGACAAAGGGGUGUCGUGGAUCAGGAAGCGGGACCUGCACAUCCUGACGGCGGGCAUCCUGACGUACACGAGCGACCAGCGCUUCACCGUCAUCCGGCCCGACCGCUCCGACAACUGGACGCUGCAGAUCAAGUUCCCGCAGGAGCGCGACUCGGGCAUCUACGAGUGCCAGGUCAACACCGAGCCCAAGAUGAGCCUCGCCUUCCGUCUCAACGUCGUAGAGGCGAAGGCGCGCAUCGCGGGCCCGAGCGACCUGUACGUGAAGAAGGGCAGCGCGCUGAGCGUGGUGUGCUCCAUCAGCCAGGGCCCGCACGACCUCGGCACCGUGUUCUGGUACCGCGGCGCCGCCAUCCUGCAGCCGGCGCCGGCGCCCGCGCCCGGCGCGCGCCUGCGCAUCGACACCGACUGGACGGACGCUCUCACGUCGCGCCUCUACAUCGCCGACGCCAGGCCCUCAGACUCGGGCAACUACACGUGCGUGCCCACGCUGGCCAGCGCAGCCAGCGUCAACGUGCACGUCAUCAACGGGGAACACCCAGCGGCGAUGCAGCACGGCAACAAGAGCAGUGCGGUGACGUCGCUGCAGCUCCCGCUGUCGCUGUCUCUGCCGUUGGCGCUGUACACGGCGACAGCGCUGCUGGCGCGCCGGCUCAGCUGAACGGCGGCCUUCCUGCGCGUGCGCGACGAGAGCGCGAGUUGACUGCGCAUGCGCGAGACCCAGAGCGUGCCGCGCAUACGCGAGAGCAUCGCUGGGCUGCCGGACCCCGAGGAGGUGCAAGCUCACCGAAACGGAAAAAAGCCAAAGUCUCCGCGAGAGAGGAUACAAUAACUGUACUGUCUAAAUGAAUAAAUAUACAAUGUACAUAUUUUCAGCAAAUUUUGUUUCACUAGUUGUAGAAUUGUUGUCCAGUUGAUUUGCACAUCUGUUGCGUUCUACUAUUGCAAACCUUUCUAUUACGGAGUGAGAGAUUCACCUGGAAGAUGGAAGACUGUUAAAGAUAUGAAAUUCUAAGGUGGGAGUUACAUGCAGUGCAGGAUUAAAGCAAUAAUAAUAAUAAUAACAAAGAAACUAACAACAACUGCUCUUUAUCUGUGUCGUAUCAAUUUCAAAAAUACUUGUUCAGUGUUGGAAACGACAAGCAAGGCAAAUAUUUGAGUUACACUUAGAGUGUGUAAGAGUUUUAAUUUAUAAUAAUUUCUCUUUCUGUGCCUAGCGCUUACAUGUCACUCACUAUGAAUGAAAGUAGUGCAGAUGGCAGUGAUGCAGGGUUCAAAUACUUAAGGAUGGGAGAGUCAUAAUAAAGGAUGUUGUUAAAGGAAUAAGACUUGUGGAAAUGUUUGGUUGUACAGAAUGUUUCGCAGACCAAUUUUAAUAACAAUUAUAAACAUUUUUCACAAAUUUUAAUAAGUCUUCUCGAAGAGGAAUUGCAUAGGUGAAAAGGAUACUUUGAAGUCCUAGGAAUAACUAUGUACCUAUUUGUAUAUCUGAGAUGUAGGUAAGAGUAACAGAGUAUUUAUUAUCUAGAAAUGUUGAUUUAUAUAUUCGUAUUGUAACAUUAUAUAUUUUGUAAAUUAAUGCACUCAACAUUGUUAUUUCAUUUGCCGAAUCACUCUGUUUCACAAAUA
Molecule: messenger RNA, 1757 nt
Organism: Schistocerca cancellata (South American locust)
Lineage: Eukaryota; Metazoa; Arthropoda; Insecta; Orthoptera; Acrididae
Exons: 4
Coding region: 322-789 (155 amino acids)
Biological process (GO): synapse organization
Cellular component (GO): neuron projection membrane
Source: RefSeq, a predicted model, not a curated record